This is a messenger RNA of Epinephelus fuscoguttatus (brown-marbled grouper), 2955 nucleotides long. RefSeq names its product gap junction protein beta 1a (gene gjb1a). Gene Ontology annotation, cellular component: connexin complex. The record is from RefSeq and is a predicted model, not a curated record. The coding region runs from base 211 to 927 and encodes 238 amino acids. The transcript has 2 exons. Gene Ontology annotation, biological process: cell communication. Lineage: Eukaryota; Metazoa; Chordata; Actinopteri; Perciformes; Serranidae.
UAUUGUAUGCAAAUAUUGCGCACAGAAGCAUAUGACCUCUCCAGUGCAGGGCAGUGGCUAGUGUGAGAGAAAUCAUUAGCAAUGCAAAGUCAUGGUGCUCUGAUACUCUUAUUCACAGUCACAGAUUGAAAAAAAAAAUCUGCUAAUGUCAACGUAAAUGUUUCUGGAUGAGCUUUAAUCUGAAGCACAGCUGAAGACCCGGAACCAAAGAUGAACUGGGCAUCGUUUUAUGCUGUCAUCAGUGGUGUGAACAGACACUCCACAGGCAUCGGACGCAUCUGGCUCUCUGUCCUGUUCAUUUUCCGUAUCCUGGUUCUGGUGGUUGCAGCGGAGAGCGUGUGGGGCGAUGAGAAGUCUGGCUUCACCUGCAACACCCAGCAGCCGGGUUGCAACAGUGUCUGCUACGACCACUUCUUCCCCAUCUCCCAUAUCCGCCUGUGGGCACUCCAGCUCAUCCUGGUCUCCACCCCUGCCCUGCUGGUAGCCAUGCAUGUGGCCCACCGCCGCCAUGUCGACAAGAGGCUCUACAAACUGUCAGGGCGGUCCAACCCCAAAGACCUGGAGCAGAUUAAAACCCAGAAGAUGAAAAUCUCAGGGGCUCUCUGGUGGACGUAUGUCAUCAGCCUGUUGUUCCGUAUUGUUUUCGAGGUCACCUUUAUGUAUGUGUUUUAUAUGAUCUACCCUGGUUACAAGAUGAUCCGGCUGGUGAAGUGUGACUCGUAUCCCUGUCCCAACACAGUGGACUGCUUCGUGUCGAGGCCCACAGAGAAGACUGUCUUUACCGUGUUCAUGUUGGCUGCGUCAGGGGUUUGUAUUCUGCUCAACAUUGCAGAGGUGGUCUUCUUGGCGGGGAAGGCCUGCAGUAAGCAUUUGCACACUGCUGGAGACUCGACUUUGGGGGCUUGGAUCCAACAAAAGCUCUGCUAAUACUAACAAAACAGAUUAUGUACCUGCACAAAGGGACAUAUAUGUGACCUUAGACCCAGGAGAUAGCCAUUAAUCUAACAUGGGAGUAAAGUGCACACAAUAUACUGUACAUUAUAAUUUGACAUGGUGAUGUCAAACUGAUGUCAAAGAAUUCCCACAGGAACUACAGUCAUCAACAUAAUCUGCCUUGAAACUGUAUACAGACAUAAUAUACCUUGAUGACAGGCCAAAUUAACAUCAAUUAAAUCAAAUUGUAUAAAGGCUCUCAUUCUCAUGGACUUUGAUGCUCAAAAAAGUGAACUUUGAUUUUGAUGAAGAUUCUUGGUUCUGCUAUGAAAAUAUUAAAGCUGGGGUAGACAGAAAUCUGGAAAAGCCUCCCACCAGAUAAAAGGCAAAUUUACAUGCAUCACACUGAAACCCAGAGUUUCCCCAUUCCCCAUCUUGUGUCAUUGUGUAGUUGCACACAUCUGAUCUGCUCAGCCCCUCCUUGCCCUGCUCUCUCUCUGUAUAUCAGACCCAUAGACUUUAUAAAAUAAUGGCCGUAGCUACUGUGACGUCACCCAUGGGUUUGUGGACUCCCAUUGCUGAGCCUCAACUUUGGCAUCUUAGCUGUUACCAUCUUGGAUUUUUGGAGCCAGAAGUGACCAUAUUUGGAUGAGAGGUUGGCGCUGUAGAGGAGCGAGGGGUGGAUCUGACUUACAGACUGUGAUGACACCUCACAGACAGCCUGUCACUCAAGUGGCCCUGCCCUUAAAUAUGAGUAAUUUUGAGCCUUGAUAAAAUGUAAAGAGGUGAGUUCUAUAGAAGUCACUCCUGUACAGUUGUCAUUGGAGGCAAAAUAAGCUUACUGUAUAGAAAGCCAAGCCAUUUUUGUACCAGGCUGUAAACAUGUUUAUUUCUUCUGUAAAGUUGGGCAUUUUAACAUGGGGGGUUACUUGCUGUGCACUGCUUUCCCAGGAGGAGAGCUGGCAGCAGCUCCGUAGAUGGAACUUUGGUCAGUGGCUAUAGUGGCUCAGUUUCAUCCAGCGCAAACCCCCUGGUGGUCAGCAGCAGCGUGAAGUCUAACCUGUUAUAUGAUUCAGUGUGGAGUCAGACUGCUCAGUCUCCCAGAGCUGGGGUUUGUGUUGGCUGGAUUUGUGCUGCUGCUGCAGCUGCUGAUUAGGGGUCCGUCCCCGGAGCUGCUCUCCUCCUGGUGAGGUGGUCUGUAGCAGCAGGGAGUGAGACGAAGGACACACUGUAGUUUGAGGUUCUACUUGGAAGCCACAGCUGUGAGCCGUUAGCUCCCGUUAGCAGAAGGCUAACAUUUUAGCAACAUUUUUAUCAACAUCUCUGAAACAUUUCGCCAAUAUUGACAUUUGUUUUGUUUUGUUUAUUGACAGAUUCUCUUUUAGACUCUCUUUUGGAUAAAUCUUCCUUUUUUUUUUUACUUUUCGUUGAAGGCAGUUGCUGUCAGUGCUGGAAUAUUAGCUUUUUCUACAGGAUUCUCCACCAUUGAAGAGACAUGUACGCUCAUUUACAUUUGUAGAACAGCCAAUAGGAACAUUCUCUCUCUGAGAUGAUCAGUGAUUAGCCAAAAAUGUCUCCAAUCCUGGGUUAGCACUAAAGCCUGUAAAUGGAGCCAGGGGGAGGUGCAAAAGUCUAGUUUUCUCUCACUCCAUUUAAAUUACAACAUGUUGAAAAUUUAUCAUGGGAUUUUUGCCCAGUGGCACCAAAAUUCAACUGCCUACCCCAGCUUUAAAUACUGAAAUGUGAUGCCCGCUAUUUCAAAUCAUCAAAGUGUGUUGGAGAAGUGUGCUGAAAAUACUAUACUUGGGCGUUUUAAUUCAUAAUAUUAUACUAUUUACAUCAAAUAUGAACACAACUGUCAUGCUUUUGCCAAAAUCGCCGUGAACUGAACCUAAUUGACCCGGGGAUUCAUGGCUUUUCUUCAGCUGUUAUAAGCAAGAUGUUUUACUAAUACAUGGAAAACAUGUAAAAUGAUGGUGUUUGUUUAAUACAGAUAGUAGACAGUCAGAUAUAAACAAAGCA